AUGAAGCGCUUUCUGAACCUGCUGAUCUACGCUGCGUGUUUCAGUGGCCUCAUUAUGCAGGUGUCGAACUUGGUCGCGACAUACCUCGAGAGGCGAACUCAAGUCAGUCAGACCGAGGUGCCGAAGAGAGACCUGCAAUUUCCCGCCGUAACCAUCUGCGUGGAUUUUUGGACGAGCAAAGCGAAAUUGUGCGAAAUCCACAGGAACAACUGCUCGAAGCGCUCCAUGUCCAUCAUGACUGUUAUGUACCUACAGAACAUAAAUGCCGAACUCAGGAAUGUAUCGGCCUUCGAUCCUGAGGAUCUAUUCUCCUGCCGACUCAAAGGUACGGGCUCGUGUGGCAUCGACGUCAACUGUGCGGACGCCAUCAGAAUGACAUCGUUCCGGAGACCUCUACAAAUGUGUUACACUUUGGAUUUGACCAGAAAGCCGCAGUACGCUUGUGACGAGCCGUGGUCUCUAGAGGUCAGUCUGGGGACCGCUGUCAAGCCUCGGGACACGAUAAUUUUCAUGCGUUCGCAGAGCGUUCCGGUGAUUCUGGUCGAAGCGGGAAUCGCUCCGCUGCUCGAAAUUCCCUCCGUCUCUUUGCGCCCGGGCUAUUCUCACGAGGUCGCGAUUCGACAACAGAAGAUCAAGAGAUUACCAGCCCCGUUCGAGUCCGACUGCGUUGAAUACGAACCGAUGGGCUACCAGGCGGACAUGAACGGGAGACACUCGAUGGAGUCAUGCGUCCAACAAUGUCUGUAUCAGCAGGAAUUCGCUCUCUGCGGCUGCAUAACAUACACGCACGAGUUCGUCGGUUCCAUCGGACUCCCGGUUUGCCUGAACGCAACCCGAGGUUUCGAGUACUGCAAGCAACUGAUAAUAGGAGGGCCCGGCUACAGAGCGUGCUACGCGAAAUGCCGCGUACCGUGCAGGGAAAUACGGUACGACGUGAAACUCGCGAGGAUAGCUCCGAUACCGGACAUUGAAGCCGCAGAAAAAGAAACGAACUUUCGCGUGAAAUUUCGGUUUUCAACGUUCAACGUCGAGGUCCUUGAAGUCAGUCCUCUGAUCAACUUCCAGACGCUCAUGGCGUACAUGGGGGCGACUUUCGGAGUUUGGAUCGGCCUCUCGUUGAUCGAUAUUCUGAGCUGGUUAGCUCGUAGAGGUCUCCCCAUACCAUUCUCCAUCUCAUUGAUUAAGGGCGGUAUCUUCAUUCCGGAUGAGCAACAUCCGAUCCUCCCGAAAGCGGCGCCUUGA
This is a messenger RNA of Galendromus occidentalis (western predatory mite), 1242 nucleotides long. RefSeq names its product amiloride-sensitive sodium channel subunit alpha-like. Lineage: Eukaryota; Metazoa; Arthropoda; Arachnida; Mesostigmata; Phytoseiidae. Gene Ontology annotation, molecular function: ligand-gated sodium channel activity. Gene Ontology annotation, biological process: sodium ion transmembrane transport. The coding region runs from base 1 to 1242 and encodes 413 amino acids. Gene Ontology annotation, cellular component: plasma membrane. The transcript is spliced from 2 exons. The record is from RefSeq and is a predicted model, not a curated record.